This is a messenger RNA of Solanum stenotomum, 1958 nucleotides long. Its product is annotated as probable WRKY transcription factor 21. The record is from RefSeq and is a predicted model, not a curated record. Gene Ontology annotation, biological process: regulation of DNA-templated transcription. Lineage: Eukaryota; Viridiplantae; Streptophyta; Magnoliopsida; Solanales; Solanaceae. Bases 617 to 1657 code for a protein of 346 amino acids. Gene Ontology annotation, molecular function: DNA-binding transcription factor activity; sequence-specific DNA binding. The transcript has 4 exons.
UUUCUAUGUGCAUACAAGUGAAAUAUAUAAUUUAUAGUAAUGAACAAACAAAACAAGAAUAGUAUUUGUGUUCCUCUAGUCUAGUGGAGUAGUAGUAAAUCACAACCUCUUCUCUCUCUUUCUUUCUUUGUCAGAGAGUUGAAGGAAAUUGUUGAUAACUCACUUUUAUUAAUACUACUACUACUUCACUACUGUUUCUCUUUCUAAUGGAGUAGUAGCAAUAAAAUGCAAAAGUGGAUUGAAAAAAUAAAGAUUGCAGCUUUUGUAUUUUUUUUGAACAUGUCAAAAAUUAUCUUGGCUAAACAAAGUCUUCUCUUUCACACCUCCCAAACUCCUAUCAACUACAGCCCUAUAGAGAUUGGAGAAUCUAGGGUUUGGUCUCUUAUUUGUUUUCUUUUCUUUGCUCAAUGUUAUAGCUCUGCUUCCUGCUCUGUUUUCUGUUUGAUUGAUUAAUAACCUUCAGGUUAUGUCUUGUUUUUUCUGGUUGAUUUUACCUUUCUUGUGUUGAAUUUCUCAAGACCCACCCCUUUUGUUUCUUUGUGUUGUAUCAAUUUGGUUGGUAUCUCUUCACUCUUUUCUGUUUCUUGUAUCAUCUUUUUGUUUUACUUGGUGACAUAUGGAGAAGAUUGAGGAAGCUAACAGGGUUGCAGUUGAGAGUUGUCAUAGAGUUAUUACUAUGUUAUCUCAACCUCAUGGUGAGAAACAGUUUGGAAAUUUAGUAAGAGAGACUGGAGAGGCUGUUCACAAGUUCAAGAAAGUGGUGACUCUCUUAAAUUCAAAUUUGGGUCAUGCAAGAGUAAGAAAAGCCAAGAAAAUUUCGACCCCUUAUCCUCAUAGCCUCUUGUUAGAGAACCCAAGUUGUAAAAUUGAUGAUCAGCCUAAACCUCUACAGUUGCUUCCUAUCACCUAUCCUGAAAAUAUUAGACUAGAAAAUGGUUCUGAUGUGAAUAGGAUUCACCCUUCAUUGGAGUUAAACUCACAUAGUAAAAAUCCUCUUCAGUUAGCCCAACAAACACCUUUGUCAAGCUAUCACUUUGCUCAACAGCAGCAGCAGUUACAACAGCAACAACAGAGGCGGUAUCAGCUUCAGCAGCAACAAAUGAAACAGCAGGCGGAUAUGAUGUAUCGGCGUAGCAAUAGUGGGAUUAGUUUAAAUUUUGAUAGCUCUACAUGUACUCCAACUAUGUCAUCAACGAGGUCGUUUAUCUCCUCGUUGAGUAUUGAUGGAAGUGUUGCUAACUUGGAUGGUAAUGCCUUCCAUUUUAUUGGGGCUUCUCGCUCUGCGGAUCAGAGCUCAUUUCAACAUAAGAAAAGGUGCUCCGGAAGGGGAGAGGAGGGAAGUGUGAAAUGUGGAAGCAGUGGCAGAUGUCACUGCUCAAAGAAGAGGAAGCACAGGGUAAAGAGGUCAAUCAAGGUUCCUGCUAUAAGUAACAAACUAGCUGAUAUUCCCCCGGAUGAGUAUUCUUGGAGAAAAUAUGGACAGAAACCGAUUAAAGGUUCUCCGCACCCCAGGGGAUACUAUAAGUGUAGCAGCAUGAGAGGCUGUCCUGCCAGGAAACAUGUCGAGCGAUGCUUGGAAGAACCUUCGAUGCUUAUUGUCACUUACGAAGGAGAACAUAACCAUCCUAGGUUGCCAUCUCAAUCGGCAAAUGCAUGAGAUCUUUAGAGAAAUGCUAACAAAGAUCAUCACAAGCCUCGAGAAAUUUCUAAUAAUCUAUUUUUGACCGGCUUCAAUUGUUCCUGUACAUAUUUUGCUUUGAAGUGCAAUGCAGUGGGGCCAAAUACUAGUUCAAAAUUGGGAGGGUCUAUUAGGUAUAUGGAAAGGCAAAUGUAAAGCCAGGUUCAAUUAUAAUGAUGCAGUGAGACUUGAGGUUUCCUAAUUGUAAGAUUAUCCUCAUAAAGUAUGACUCCCUUUUUGAAAAAAGUUGGGAUUUUUGCAAAUUAUCUUUUGUGCUUAU